Molecule: messenger RNA, 1504 nt
Organism: Phlebotomus papatasi
Lineage: Eukaryota; Metazoa; Arthropoda; Insecta; Diptera; Psychodidae
Exons: 3
Coding region: 135-1100 (321 amino acids)
Biological process (GO): negative regulation of amyloid precursor protein biosynthetic process
Cellular component (GO): plasma membrane; extracellular exosome; Golgi apparatus
Molecular function (GO): amyloid-beta binding
Source: RefSeq, a predicted model, not a curated record
AGUUUUAUUCUGACAGCACACUCACAGUUUUUCCCCUGCACAGCAAAACGGAGGGUGUUUUUUGUUUCUGCGUCGUGAAAAUUGCAAUUUUCUUGUGGAAAAGUUCCUCUUGAUAGCCAAUUUAAAACACCAAAAUGACCAUCCUGACGUCAGGAAGUGAGAAGAAGAAUGUGGAAGUGACUGUGGUACCUCUUGUCGUGGACAAUGAGUUGAAUAAUUCCAAAGAACUGAACAGCGUCCGGGUGUUGAAGCCCAUCCGGGAGAUUCGACCACUGGAGAGACAACCAUGGGCAAUGACAAAGAUUUUUACUAUUGCCCUGAUUAUUAUGUCUCUAGGAAUUCUUGGUGGGAAUUUCUUGGCUCGCAGUCUAGCCCGAUCACACGUGGAACGUAUGCGCUUCCACGGUUUCUGCGGAGUUCCCUACGAUAGCAAUCUCGUGGACAACAAGACAAUGAUGCUCUUCAACAGCAAAUUCCGCUACGAGGACCAAGAUCUUCCUCUGCUCUCCAGAGCUAUGGCAUUUUUCGGGAAUCAACCAUCCUUGAAUGGGCGAAUUGAUGAUUUCCGCUAUGAUAUUGAGGAGGAAGAGAAGUUAGCUCAGAAGUUCUUGAAGGAGGAACUGGAGCUGGACUUGUCCGAUGAGGAGAGUUAUGCACGAAUUGAUGUGCCAGACUUCAAGAAUGGUCGUCCGGGACGGUUUUUGCAUGACUUCAAGUUCAAUCAGUCUGGUAUCAUUGAUGCCCAGAAUGGCAGGUGCUUUGUGAUGCCGCUGGACAGAGAUGUUGUCCUACCGCCCAAAUCCAUGAGGGAUCUGGUGAUGCGUAUCUGGAAUGGGUACUAUGACAUUGAUACCAGUGUCAUUCGCAAGGAGAUGCGUGUUAUAAUUCCAGAAAUUGAAGAUUUAUCCACUGUUGCACCAACAAUUUCCAAUGAGUGCAAGAAUAUGAAGAUUUUCCGUCUCGAGAAGAUUGAGCAUGAUUUAGCAAAGAGAUCAGUGGAUAGUGAUUCCAAGGAUACAUUCAUGGAGUUUACUGGGAAAAUGAGUGAGGUUAAAUUGCAUAAUAUGCGAGAACUGGAGGAACACAUGAAGAAGAAGUAGAAAUUAACAAAUAAUCCAAAAGAAAAGUGAGAUAGAAGUCUCAAUAGAAAUAUCCCUUUCAUUCCUCUCCACAUUAUUGUGACUUUACACCUUUAAUUAGAUUUUUCGCUAGGAAUGAAGUUUUUCCACAAAAAAAAAAAGAAAAUAGAAUUUUAAAGAAAUUACAGUGGGAAAAAUGAAUUAUUUGGAAAAUAGCAUUUUUAGACUUCUCACACUGAACAUCGAUGUUAAAUUUUUCCUUUGGACUUGGAUGUCUAAUUUUGCUCAAAAGUAUUAAUUGUGUAUAUUCCCCUGAUUUUUUUAAAGAAAUAUUUUGCUGAUAAAAAAUCGUGUAAAUCCCGCUGUGAAUCCAACAAAUCGAAUGUAAUCAAUUAACGCUAAUAAAUGGUUGAUUGAAUACAAAA